This is a messenger RNA of Perognathus longimembris pacificus (Pacific pocket mouse), 1798 nucleotides long. RefSeq names its product melanocortin 2 receptor (gene Mc2r). Gene Ontology annotation, biological process: G protein-coupled receptor signaling pathway. Gene Ontology annotation, molecular function: corticotropin receptor activity. Gene Ontology annotation, cellular component: membrane. The transcript is spliced from 2 exons. The coding region runs from base 137 to 1039 and encodes 300 amino acids. The record is from RefSeq and is a predicted model, not a curated record. NCBI's taxonomy places the organism in Eukaryota, Metazoa, Chordata, Mammalia, Rodentia, Heteromyidae.
CUAGUUAGAAAGUUCCUGCUUCAGAGCCGAAGCUCUCCAGCAAGCACUACGAAGAAGAAAACAUACUUGAAGAACCACUGGAGUUUUCUGUGAGGUCAUCUCCAAGCACCAUCCCUGACUACCACAGGCGAGAGAAAUGAGGCACGUUAUCAAUCCAUAUGAAAACAUCAACGGCACUGCAAGGAACAACUCAGACUGCCCUCCUGUGCUUUUGCCAGAAGAGCUAUUUUUUACCAUCUCCAUCCUCGGCAUGGUGGAGAAUCUCAUCAUCCUGCUGGCUGUGGUGAGGAACAAGAAUCUCCAGGCUCCCAUGUACUUCUUCAUCUGUAGCCUGGCCAUUUCUGACAUGUUGGGCAGCCUGUACAAGAUCUUGGAGAACAUCCUGAUCAUAUUUAGGAACAUGGGCUAUCUCAAGCCUCGUGGCAGUUUUGAAACCACAGCCGAUGACAUCAUAGACUCCAUGUUCAUCCUGUCUCUUCUUGGCUCCAUCUUCAGCCUGUCUGUGAUUGCUGCUGACCGCUACAUCACUAUCUUCCAUGCCCUGCAGUACCACCGCAUCGUGACCAUGCGCCGCACCGUCCUUGCCCUGUCCCUCAUCUGGACAUUCUGUAUAGGAAGCGGCGUCGCCAUGGUGAUCUUCUCCCAUCACAUCCCCACGGUGCUCACCUUUACAUCGCUCUUCCCACUGAUGCUGCUCUUCAUCCUGUGCCUCUAUGGUCACAUGUUCCUGCUGGCCCGCUCCCACGCCAGGAAGAUCUCCACCCUCCCCAGGGCCAACAUGAAAGGAGCCAUCACCCUCACCAUUCUCCUUGGGGUCUUCAUCUUCUGCUGGGCUCCCUUCAUCCUCCAUGUCCUCUUGAUGACCUUCUGCCCAAAUAACCCUUAUUGUGCCUGCUACAUGUCUCUCUUCCAGGUGAACGGCAUGCUGAUCAUGUGCAAUGCGGUCAUCGACCCCUUUAUAUAUGCCUUCCGGAGCCCAGAGCUCAGAGACGCAUUCGCAAAGAUGAUCUUCUGCAAUAAGUACCAGUGGAAUCAUUGAUCCCUGACCUUAGGAUCCAUGAGCAUAACAACCUAACAAAUGUUAUGGCUGUUGCCUUCCUUCCCUUCCUCAGUGGGUGGAGAGGGGGUUUGCCAUUGCUUAGUUCUUUAUGAACAAUCUUGCUGUAGGUGGAAAUCUGAUGACUCUGUAACUAGAGAGACAAGUGAAGCACUGAAAAGAAGCAUAUAAUACAAAGUACACAGGUGGAUGUGUGUUUUCUAUGGAUACUGACAAGCCUGUCCUGGGAGGCCUUUCCAAGUCAGAGGCCACUGCAACUGAACUCUGGAAAGUAAAACGCCAGGCAUGGUGUUCAUGAGCUUCCCACUACUGCCAAACAUACAUGAGAUUAACCAAAUGAAAGUAGAGGUUUCCGAGGGUCAGUUGGCCCAUUUGCUUUGGGCCUGUGGAGCAGUAGCACACUGUGAUAGAAGUACAUGGUAGGGAUAACUGCUUACCUUGUGGCAGCCAGAAAGCAGAGGGACAAAGAGUGAGGAGAGAGAAGCAGAGACAGAGACACUGGGAUCUGAAAUCCCCUUUGAGAGCACACCACAAUAACCUAAGAUGUCCCACUAGCCUCCACCACUUCCUAACAAUACAACACUAGAGACAUAGCCUUUCGCUUGUGGGCCUAAGCCACAGCAACAAGUGACUCCUCCAUCAAGAAACUGUAGGGUCCUGGUAAGCCAGAAGUUCUCACUAAUCACCACAGGUGAUUUGCCUGUCUCCUGCCGCCAUUCAGAGUUCCUUAUUUUCCCUUCG